Molecule: messenger RNA, 341 nt
Organism: Saitoella complicata NRRL Y-17804
Lineage: Eukaryota; Fungi; Ascomycota; Saitoellomycetes; Saitoellales; Saitoellaceae
Product: putative chaperone/heat shock protein Hsp12
Exons: 2
Coding region: 1-258 (85 amino acids)
Source: RefSeq, a predicted model, not a curated record
AUGUCUGACACCGGCCGCAAAUCCUUCACCGACCAGCUUGGCGACGCUGCUAAGCCCGACUCUGAGAAGUCCUACCUCGAGCAGGCUGGCGACUCCGUCUCCGGCGCCUACGACCGCGUCGCUGCUGCCGUCGUCCCUAACGAGCAAAAGUCCACCACCCAGAAGAUCGGUGACUCAGUCCGCCCAGAGUCCGACUCUGAGAAGCAGGGAAAGAGCAUGCUCGACUCUGCCAAAGAUACUCUUGGGUUGAACCAGUAAACUGUCUUUUUUCGUUUUGGAUCAAUAAGGAUGGAUACUUUCUACUCUACUCUUGGAUGUACGAUAUAUGCCAUUGAGGCGUG